UUCCGGUGAGCGAUGGAGGUUACGCCGAGUGUUGCAUUUCUCUCUUUCUCGCACAUUUCACAAUGACGAAGACAGAUUUAAGGUGUAUGGAUUUGACAACUUCAUAUUCGACUAUGUCAUGUCAUCGAAAUGUUCGCUAAACGGUCAAAGCAAAUUAUUGAAAUCCGACGUUAAAUUGUUGCGGUUGCAUUAGCAUAACGUUCUACUUUAAGCUCGAUGUCAACAACAUUGCGAGUGAACAUUACAGCAAAUCAUUAAACCUUUGUCCGAACACUUUUUGUUUAUUAACCGCUUGGUAAGAUUUAGCUGUUAUUUCUGACGUGUUUGUGCGAUGUUUGAGAUGGACCGAGAGGAAUCAGACAGACUGAUAGAGAAAGCUAAACUAUGUCUUCGGUCGGGACGGAAGGAAAAAGCCCUACAGUUGCUGUACGAGGCUCAGAAGAUUUACCCCAGCUCCCGGGCCAGAGUACUAAUCGAUGCCAUUGUGAAGAAUGGUGGUCCCAUGCCCCCUGAUGAAGACCGUGUGUACACGCCACCACCCGGCUGGAGGAACUCCAAUGAGAACGGCCCGGCUUCACAUCAGAGGCCCGACACGCAAGAUAGAGGAGAGGGGUCCGGCGAUGACAGAAAGACUUACACGGAGGAGCAGCGUCAGGGAGUGCUCAGGAUAAAGAGAUGUAAAGACUUCUAUGAAAUUCUGGGAGUACCAAAAGAUGCUGAUGAUGACGACCUAAAGAAAGCCUACAGAAAGCUGGCUCUACGUUUCCACCCAGAUAAAAACUUUGCCCCUGGAGCGACAGAUGCUUUUAAAGCUAUAGGCAAUGCAUAUGCUGUGCUGAGCAACCCAGAGAAAAGACAGCAGUAUGAUCAAUAUGGCGAUCAGGGGCCUGUAGAUACAUCCGGUCAAACUUCAGCACAGUCCCGCCAUGCUUACGGAUUCCACCGUAACUUCACCAGAGACUUUGAGGCUGACAUCUCCCCAGAGGAGCUUUUCAACAUCUUUUUCGGGGGCAGAUUCCCAACAGGCAACAUCCACGUGUACACAAACCGAGGAGCCUCUUAUGCUCAAUUUUACCAGCCACGCAGACGUCGCACAUUUGAGAGAAGAGAGGAGGAUGUGGAGGAAAGCCACAGUCAGAACAACUUCACAGCUCUCCUUCAACUCCUGCCGGUUCUGGUGCUUAUUCUGAUCUCUGUAUUUACUCAGCUGAUGGCCACCAACCCUCCAUAUAGCCUCUUUUACAAACCGUCCAUGGGUUUGGUGGUGUCCAGGGAAACCCAGCACAUGGGUGUACCAUACUAUGUGGAUAAGAGUUUUGAGAAGGAGUACCGUGGUGCUGCACUAGAGGAACUAGAGAAGACCAUCGAGAGCGACUAUGUUGACCAUCUACAAAGCAGCUGCUGGAAAGAAAAACAACAGAAGUCUGAUCUAGCCAAUCUCGGGCAGUUGUACCGCGACGAGCGUCUAAAGCAGAAGGCCGAGACCAUGAAGCUGGAUCACUGUGACAAGCUGCAUCGCUACAUGGGUCGACAGAGAGGAGACUGAGACCACGUUCCCCUUCCAAAAAGCACGGCCAACCUUAUAAAGAAGCUUUUAGUAUCGGUUAUAUAUUUCAAUUUACUUGGUGGGGUCACCUUUUUUGAAAAGAAGGGCGAGAGUUCAGGUGCCUGAAAAUGGAGUGAAGGCUGACACAACAGCCGACACAGCUCAGAUUCACACGAAUGAUUCAGGGUGUAUUGUAGAAGUAAGUGAUUUGGCUGUGAUGAUGCACAGCCUCCACACAGUGAAGGUGCGAGGUUGUGAUUGGUUCGAAUGCCUGGAAUUUUUUCCUUACAUUAAGGAGCGCAGGCUCCAGGCUGACUGACAGGAUUAACUAAUUGACAGGAGAUUUUUGUGUUGACACUCCCGGGAGUGCUUUAUUGUUAAUAGGAAUAAUUUAUUUAAUAACGUAUUUAACUUUUCCUCGAUUUGUGCUGUGAAUUACAUUUGAAAAGACUAUUAAAGCUUUUCAUAGGACAAAAGCUAUUUUUUGUUUUUGUAGAAAACAACAAAAAACCAUUUCUUAAUAACAAACCACUACACAACUUUUGAAAGCUCUGUUGAAGUAGCAAAAUAAUCUGUGUGUGCAUUAUUUCAGUCUUUUAGUCAUUUGUUACGAUGUUGUAAAUUUUAUAGUCGCUUAAUACAAAACCUUUUUAGGCAACAUUCAGACUUUUUUUUCAUAAAGGGCGAAGAGUUCUCAGUGCCCUCACAAAUUUGCUAAAACCCACGUUGUUUUAUUCCCAUGCAGUAUUUGAUUUAUAUUUUUUGGCACUUUAUCUUUGAACUGUAAUGGUGUAUUGCAUGCAACCCUUUCAUGCAUUCUCCUGCCUUUUAAAUUUUUACAUGUUUAGAGUUGUUAACACAUCACAGUUUAAUAUCAGUGAUUAUAACCAGGCAAAUAACCAUUACUGAGCUGUUUUGAAGUAGAUUUAAUGUUUUACCUCAUGUUACUGAACACUAGUACAACAUGCUGAACUUCAGCACAAACUGAGCAUGAAUGUUGAGAUGUUCAGAAGACGUCCUGAUGUGGGAUGAAAUGUUUAAAGAGAGCGAUGUGGAGUUUGUGCCGGUGGUGGUAUUGUGAUUUUGUUCCAUGCAGUACCUGAACUGUUGAAAGUUUUGUUUGGAUUGAGUGUGCCGAUAAAAUAAAACAUGAAUCAUA
Paramisgurnus dabryanus is the source of this 2705-nucleotide messenger RNA. It is a transcript of the gene dnajc18, whose product is annotated as DnaJ (Hsp40) homolog, subfamily C, member 18. Gene Ontology annotation, cellular component: endoplasmic reticulum membrane. Lineage: Eukaryota; Metazoa; Chordata; Actinopteri; Cypriniformes; Cobitidae. Gene Ontology annotation, molecular function: Hsp70 protein binding. The record is from RefSeq and is a predicted model, not a curated record. Gene Ontology annotation, biological process: cellular response to misfolded protein.